AUGCAAGUCAGCCAGAAAAAGGUCCAGACCAACAGCGCUGGUGUGGACCCCAUCAGGCCUAAAAAGCUCCACCUGGUCGGCAUAAAUGCCUGGAUGCCUAAUGAUGAACCCAUGCAACUCAGCAACAGCCUGACCUACCAGCCUAUUAAGUUUCUUCCAAGCCCUGUAAGCGGCAGCUGGAGAAUAAAACCUGCUCCAGUGAAGCCUGGGCAACACAUUGGACCACCCGAUACUCACACUAGGUAACCAAGCAGAAAGCCAGCGGAGAUUCGAGCGGAUAACCCGAGCCAGGUCUAGCACUGAAACAGACCACAAAUCGUUUCCCCCGAGAUGGAGCACCAGGAUGUGCGGACUCCCCCAUCGAGCGUUGUCCGAACCAGCGGACACACACCCGAAAGGGUUGGACCCCCAGAGCCUGGAAUAG
This is a messenger RNA of Pelobates cultripes (western spadefoot toad), 424 nucleotides long. NCBI's taxonomy places the organism in Eukaryota, Metazoa, Chordata, Amphibia, Anura, Pelobatidae. The record is from the annotation of a GenBank genome assembly.